GACCCCUUAGAACCCCUAUCCAAAUCAUUCCCGAAACCCCAGAAUACAUCACAGAAAGAGCACAUACCCCAUCCGCAAGCUUUCCGCCCAUCCAUCUUCCCCACAAUCUUACGCAGGAACAGCAAGGUACAUCUUAUACAGCUUAGCACGCCUCGGGCGCCUUACCCAACAUCAACACCUUGCAUGUUCGCACAAGGUGGGGGGCCCUAAAGUAUACUCAGUAGCAAACACUAGGGACCCAACGCGCUUCUUCGCCGCAUAGUUAGAAGAAUACGAGGCUUUGCAGAUCUCGUCGCUAUCCGUUCGAGUAGUCAUGCUCGGAUUCGACGCGGGUGGGCAUCGGAACGCAUCUUGCAGACAGGUCAGGAAGUUAGCUAGAGCCGAUGGGAAAACGGAGCUGGACGGACACAAGAGAAAUACUAACUAGCCAUACUAAUUUCAACAGCGUCUGCAUAGCUAGGCGCCUCAUUCCAAGCUCCCCGAACCCUCCCAAAAGCCCCCAUUCUUCUCUCCUCAGAUAUAAAUACCCUUCCCCAUCCCAACUAUCCACCAUCGCCUCAGUCCCAUCACCUCUCCCACUCAAAACCAGCCUCUCAGCACGAACAAGCCCUCGCAUUUACAAUGCGCGUCUCUCUCACCAUCAUUAUCACCGCCCUGCUGGCCACUCUCGCAGCCGCCAAAUGCGGCUCGCACCCGAACCGCCGUUGUCCGAAUGGCCGACACUUCUGCCAGCUGAACCCGAUUGUUCCGGGGACUUGCAAGAAAUGCCGUGUGCAUUGCUAG
Molecule: messenger RNA, 783 nt
Organism: Trematosphaeria pertusa
Lineage: Eukaryota; Fungi; Ascomycota; Dothideomycetes; Pleosporales; Trematosphaeriaceae
Exons: 2
Source: RefSeq, a predicted model, not a curated record